UUCAUCUGUAGAAUGCCGACUUUGAAGAACAAUAAAAGCGUAUUUAUCGUUUUUAGUGUGGCACUGUAAUAUUUCAUGCGGAAGUGAAUUACCUACACAGGCAACUGUAAAAUUGCCGUUUUGAGCGAAAAAAGUUGGAAGCUCAGACUGGUGUCACUGAUUAUCAUAUGGCUUUAGCCUAUUAAUCUAGCAUCAUCAGUUCGAACUAUCCAGAUAGCGUUAGAAGCAAUUAGUAUCGGAGUUAACGCUAAAGACUUUAAUAUACAUAUAUCAACAUGAUCGAUGAAACUACAGACAAGAUGUUGCAAAGUUGGGCUAAUUACCUCUUAGGAAGCAGUGAAGAAAGUCAGAGAACAAUGGCAGAAGGGGUCUCAGGAGAAGAAAACACACAUCCAUCAAACUUAGAUGUCCUACUCAGGGGAGACCUGGAGGAAAAUAUGGAUGAAGACUGGGUAUUGAUUAGUGCUGAUUCGGAUGAAGAUUCCCUGGACGACAUCGAAGUAUUGAAUGACCACGAAGUAAGAGUGAGAAGGGUGCCUUCAGUUCGUGCGCUGACUAGGACCAGUUCGUCUUCAUCUCUACAUAGUAAUGAUAUAGAUGUAGAGGAAUCAUGGUUUCUCACACCACCUCCAUGUUUUACCUCAACGGGUCCCUCAAAUAUGAGGAUAUCCCCCUUCGAGAACCUACUGAUAGAACAUCCAAGUAUGAGUGUUUACAAUCAUGCGCCUACCAGAAGACAACUUAUUAGGGAGAUUCUAUCUUCUCCCGUUAGAGAAACACCAUCUGAAUCGGAUCAAGAGGAGGACGAACUCGAAGUGGAAGAUGUCGACGAAGAAGUCGCCAUUGUACGUAGAGUGGUCAGGAGAUAUAGGAUGCAGGUACAGCUGCAGGAACGCCAGUAUUCUAAAUAUGUACAUUCAAGAAAAGUUCAAAACCAGAAGGCCAACAAGCCCCUAAAGAAGGCCUUUCUGGAGCGCAACAAUAAGGCUCGUGAAGUGAACUGUCGCAACCAUAGACAGAGACGUGGGGAACGGUCUCAGGGAGCAAACCGUUCCCGCGCCAACAAUAACCGCAAGUGCUGAGGACGAAUAGUCUUCUAUGAUCUCAUUUAAACCGUAACAAAUUUGGCAACAAAACGUGAUUAUUUUAUGCUAAUGGCACUCUUUUAGUUUGCUGUUUUGAAGAUGAUAAUAUUGCGAUAAAAAUCGAAUGUGUAGUCUUAUCGCUUGAUUGAAUCACAACCUUAAUUACUCUUAAUUUAAAAUCUUAAUCAUCUUUCAUCCUGAUGAAUAUAAGUUGUACACAUGGAGAGGAAAGAAUAUGUGAUAAUCUCAUUUCAAUCACUUUAUCAACCAAAGAAUAAAUGUAUUUUUUUUAUAAACUCUGUUACUAAUUGAACCUUUCACCGAACUUUUUUCAGUACCUAGCUCAAUGAAAAUAUCCAGAACAUUCACCUAAAAGAACUACAUAUAGUAAGGAUAUGAAUUCAAUUUCUUUGAAUUCAGAUAUAUUAAUAAUGACGCAAAGUGUUUUCUAUUGACAGUGUAAUUGAAAUGACUUCACAUAUUUCGAAAAAAAUCACAUUUCACUAAUAUUUGAAUGGUAAUCACCAACAUUUCAAGCUUUCCUAAAUAUAACAUUUCGUAAUCAAGUAAUAAUAAAUUUACUUUGAAGAAAAUUGUAAUUGUACAAAAUGACUCCAUCAGAAAUUUAUCGAAGAAUUCGAUGUAUUCUUUCUAUGUUGAAAAAGACUUUUCAAAAAUGAAAAUAUAAGUGUGUGCAUAGUUUUUCAUAGUUAGAAAAUUAUCAGAGUGAAUAUAACCAUAAUCGAGUAUGCUUUUUAAAAUUUUGAAAAAAUAAAGAAAAAGGAUCAUCUUAGUAUGAAAUGCUUGUAUAACGUUAAUUCAAACGCAUACAGUUAUAAGGAUAAAACAUUGAAUAUAAAUUAAAAAAAAGAUACUAGUUUCAAUUCAAUUUAUCUAUCAUAAUCAAUAAAUAGGAACUAUCCUAUAAUGAAUUGCAAUAAGGAAUGUGAUGAAAACACUGCCAAAAAUCCACGACAAUCUUGUUCAGAAUGAAAAUAUGAAGAAAUAAUAAAAAAAAUUCAGCAAUAUUGAAAUGAUUUUAACCAUUUGCUUGAGAUAAGUUCGAAAUAUAUACUUAUUCAGAAAAAAGAUUCCAAAAUAAUGAAUCUACAUUAAGUGACAAAAAAAUAAUUAAAAUAUAAAAAUAAGCCUCAAAAAAAUAAAUCAUUAAAAUAAAUGUACAAAUAUUAGAAAACCUUUGAGAGGCUCAAAGCUGAUUGUAUUGCUAUAUUAUUAUCUUCUUUGAAACUUUUCAUCUCUAAAUGUUUAUUGUUUUUUUUAUGAAUAAUUUAAAACCAGCUCUAGCGUUGAAAUUGUAAUAAAAAUAAAAAUGUUUGUUGUGAUUUUGUUACGGCUAAUUAAUAUUAAAUCUAUUUUCAAUUUAGUCCUUUAUUAUGCAAUAAGUUAAAGAACAAUAAUGCUUUAAUAUAAUAUUUUUCAACACAGGGCAUUAUCGUUCAAUUUUAUUAAGUGUAUUAUAUCCUUAAAAAACGAAAAAUUUCGUCUAUGUACAUACAUAAGUUUUUAUUUAUCCAAUAUUUUAAACCAACAAAAUUGUUUAAAUCUGUUAUAUAAACCUAAUGUUUUCAAGCUGUAGACUGAUAUGUAUAUUAAUUUUGAAAACAGCUGCUAUCAGUCGAGAUUUUAGCACAAACUUGUUUAUUCAUAAAGUUACAAAAGAUAUGUUGUUUCAGAUGUAAUAAUCAUAUAUUUAUUUUUGUAUUUAUUAUGUAUUUUGUUCAGAUACCAAAACUGAAGGAGGUAAGAAUUUCAAUUUUCACUUAUGUUUCUUCAGUUUUAAUUAUUUUGUUACAUCUAAGUGAAGAAAAUUGAUUGAUAAAGUGUUCACAUGAAAUAAAUAAUACUAAAUGGAAUGAAAAAUAUUCAAGAAGUGUUCUUAUUCACAAAGUUCUCAGUUUUAUUGUGAACUCCGAGAACAAUUUCUCGAUAUAAAAUGUAAAAUAUCUUGAAAGAUUUCUCUAAUAAGAAUAAUUUCCCCAUGAUUUUAGAAAGAAUAUCUAACAACACCCUUUCAUUUUAACAAAUAUUUUGUUUAUGGUCGAUUAGAAGUGCUUAUUGAGUUAUGUUCAGUGGAGUCUGCAAUUAAUUUAUCAAAAACCUAAGUCAGUAUUGUCGAUUGCAAAAUUGAGUUAAGUUUAUUUGGAGAAUCAUAUGGAAGAUAGAAGGCAAGGAUUAAUUUUAUUCUCUCAAUGUUGAUAUUGAUUCAAAAAACUUGAGAUGAACCUCACUUUUUCAGUGAAAAAUUUGUAUGAAAUCUUAACCUGUCUUCACUUCAUUGAAUUUUUUUUUGAAAAAUUAUUUGGGAAAUCGGAAGUAGCAUGAAAGUGGCUAAUUAUAAAUCAUUUUCUCAUUUCAAAAAUAUUUCCCAAUGUGAGCUAACAUUAAGGAUACAUUUUUUGGUUCAAUUUCAAUUUUGGGUGUUUUGGAGAAGUUUUCAAAGAUUUCUUUCUAGAAUUCCUACAAAUAUCAUUUAAUUUCAAAACCUAUUGUCAAUUGUUCGGAUGCUACAUAGAUGUGUGUGUGCAUGAAUGUUUUUCUUUCUGAAAUUGUGAUGGCUAAAUGCUUAACUAUGAGUAAAUAAGUAUGUUUUUCUGAAAAUUGAUGUAUGUACUAAUGUAUGCACGACUAGAUGUUAGUUUUUUUAUAUUGUAUGCCUAAAAUUAUUAUGAGUAGUGUAUGUUAAGAGUGUGUCGAAAAAAUUAACUCAGAAAGAAAAAAAAUGACAUAUUGUGUUAAAUUAAAAAAAAGUAUGAAAAGUUAAAAAAUGUGAAAAAUAAAUUUAAUUAUGUUGA
This is a messenger RNA of Harmonia axyridis, 3898 nucleotides long. It is a transcript of the gene TP53INP, whose product is annotated as tumor protein p53-inducible nuclear protein 1. Lineage: Eukaryota; Metazoa; Arthropoda; Insecta; Coleoptera; Coccinellidae. Gene Ontology annotation, biological process: autophagosome assembly; positive regulation of DNA-templated transcription. The record is from RefSeq and is a predicted model, not a curated record. The transcript has 4 exons. The coding region runs from base 276 to 1082 and encodes 268 amino acids. Gene Ontology annotation, cellular component: autophagosome; nucleus.